UUUUACUGUGUAAGAAAGACUGGACGUUAUUCCAAGGAAUGUGUUACAUUGUGGGUAACAAAACAUCUCACGACUAUCUAACAUGGCCGGAAGCUGAGAAAAAAUGCCAACGUAUUGGCAACAAUGGACAUCUCGUUAGCAUCCAUAGUCAAAGUCAACAGAACUUUAUUCGGUCUCUUCAGAGGUAAGUUUGUUUUUGUUACCCACCUUCAAAUCAUUAUAUUCAAGCGCAAUAACUUGUUGAUCGCGAUCGUUUCAACAUGUAGGUAUGGGUAUUAGGAUGGUUUCGAAUCCAAUUUGGAUAAGACAUGCGCGAGUGAGAUUUUCAAAGAGCAUCAAAAUAGCAUGAGUCCGAAGGACGAGUGCUUUUUAAGGUCUUUUAAAAUCUCUCGGGCGCUUCUUUUAUCCAAAUUUCACGAGAAACCGUCCUAUUACGUUCUAAUAAUAUACAUAAAAAUGUUCGAGACAAUUGUAGUUUUAACUUACGUUUAUAGCGAACCGUCCACAGGCAAAGUUUUCCUGGCUUUGUUAUAUCACAUUAUACAACGGUAACAGCUUGAAAAUUCCACUCAACUAUGUAAGUUUCAAGACUGUCGGAAGCGGAGGGGCUGGAAUGAAUGAACGCCGGAAUGAAUGAAUGGCUGGUGCAUAUAUUAUACACGUCCUAAAAGACCUUUAUAAAAAGGUUGACGUCAGCAGUUAAACAAUAACUUCAACUCUUUGUAGCUAUAAUCGUACAGCUAUAACCAGUGGCGUAGCCAAACCUUAAUUUUGCAGGGGGGCGAACAUCACGCCGAAGGCGUGAGACCGUCUAGGAGGGGCCGGGGUCCGGAAAAUUUUGAAAUCUAGGGCUCCUGAAUUGCGAUUUCAUGCAUUUUGGGGGUGAAAUCCAUAAGAUAUCUAUGGUGAAAUAUAGCAGAAUUCCGAAGAUUAUAAUAUCCAUCGAAGACAUGAAUUUUUCCAGACAUUUCUACACGAAAUUAAAUAAUUGGAAAAGUCACCUUGAAAAAUAGGAGGAGGGGUCAGUGUCACCUUAUUUCCUCCCUAUGAUGCUGGGGGAGGGGGAAUCCCAAUGUGAUUUUGAUCAGAAAUGUUGCAUUUAAAUCAUUUUAGGUUCUAUGAGACACUAUUUCCGCAUUCUCAAAAUUGCGUCGCUUUUUCAUACGAUACAGAAUAAGUCUGAGAAGAAAUAUUCAUGCUAUGAUGAUGCAUACAUGUAUUUAACAGUUAAAAAUCUAAACUAAAUCUACUCUUCUUGGAACCAUAUCUACAACUGCUUUAACGAGAUUUCACAAAUUAAGUUCCUCCAGUAUACCGUCUUUUUCCUCAGUCGAGACGUACUUAAUCAGUUUCAGCUUCGAGAAUGUAACGUGUACACCCCCCCCCAAAAAAAAAAAAAUUCUCUACGGAUUUUGCCUUUCUGAGAGAAUGGGUUUUUGGGGCGAUUGGGGGGGGGCUGUUAAUAUAACUUGAUAUUUUUUAAGAAAACAAUUUUGCAAUAAAACCUCCCAAAACAAAACACAACGCCUCUACGGAGGAGAGUGCUAGGAAAUAGUCGCAAGGCUUGGAAAGGCUAGCAUUUUAUCGGAUUGUUUGCAUGAAAUCUAUCGCUAUUAUGAAAUACUCGGUGAAGAACAAUAUGAAUUACACACAAGAUGGCUGUGGAGGAGGCUAUGGAAGGGCAUAAUCUCAUUAUCAAGUAAAUCAACUGCAAUUCUGACAGCAAUCAUGAGCAAUUCUGCUUCGCACAUCGGGGGCAGAAAUGGCUUUACUGGGGGGCAAAUUCUUUCCCUCAGGGAGAGCAAUUGCCCCCCCCCAGAUAUAUAGUUAAAAUAGGCACUGACUAUAUCGAUAAAAAUAAUAGACUUAUCAGUAAUACGAGUUACUGUGUACAAGAUGUCCUCAGACUCACAGUCUAAGUUCACUUAUGUAUUUUUUGUACCAUCACUGAGCCUGUGUAUUGCUGUCUACAGCUUGAUUGGGGCCAUUCUGAUGAUUAAACUGAUGAAUUUGAGAAACAGAAAAGAAAAAUGAUACUUUUAGCAACGAAGUAUGUAAACAAACCAAGCGAACAAUUUGCUAAAUGUUGACAAUAAAAGAAUGUACAAUCUAAUAUAUAAACAAAUCAAAUUUAAACUACGACGAAUAUGAAAACACAUUUGGCCUAUAUAUAGAAAAAAUUACUUCAAACUUACCAUAAUACUGGCUUAUUUUGGCUUUUAUAAAACUCAAAACAAGUAAACAACUCUGAGCUUUCGGGAUUUUCUGCGCAAACUACGUCACAAGCCUGCUGACUUCAACCUUUUUAUAAAGGUCUAUUACGCAUUCAGUAUAAACUUUUUAUUUAAUUGACCGGGAAAAUGAAGACAAGCUUUUGUUAUUUCUCAUUCAAUUUUUAACCAAAAUCAACCAAAUUUUAAUCACUUCUUCCUUAGCCAAUGAGAAAUGCGUUUGAAAAAUUUCGUAUGGAUAUGUUUGGUAUUUCUUGAGUUAUCGUGCUCACAGACAUACACAAACACACACACACACGCACGCACACACACACACACACACACACACAUGCAAACCCAGAUGAUUACAUAACCUCCUGGCGGAGGUAACUAGAAAUGUGUGAAAGCGAUUCAGAUUUAUUCAGAUUUAUUCUUCAGCCCCACCCCCACCACACCCAAUAUUGAUUUACUUUCUACGGCUCCGAGUUUUGUUAGUCUUGUGUAAGGUAAAAGCUUUUCCAUUUUAAAAAAUCUAAAAGUCAGAUUUUCCAAUCAAAGUCAACUUUUACUUUAUGUAGCGCGGCGCCAUGUUUGUUUUGUUUUGAAGCAAUCUGUGAGUCUGUGACCGUUACUUGAUAACUGCUUUAAACUGAUUGGUUGAUUUUAUCAUCACAUUGUUUUCCACCAAUCAGAUCAGUUUGGUCGAUAUAGACUUUUGCAAGGUGAUAACAGAAAAUUGCACUGUGAUUACAGAAAAUUGCACUGUGAUUUCAGAAAAUUACACUGCUGUUUUGUGUUAAUUGCACUGAAAUCUAGUUUGAAGUUUUGUUAUGUUUUGUAGGGGUUGGGUAAAAAGAACUCGAAACAUAAUAAAAAUCUUGUUGUGUAAAUUUAUGCUCUAUUUGUGGUAUACAUUUUCAAUAAACGUAUUUUACAUGUUCUAUAACAUACUUUAAACUAGAAAUACAUGCAUGCAGUAACCCCUCGCCAAUAUUUUCCAAACAUUAUAUUAACAUGAAUUAUUUCGAAAUGACCAACAAUGAACGCAGGCUCGCGCUCAAGUGUUGCCAUGACAACACGACUAUUCUUAAAUUUUUAAUUUUUUCAUAUUUUUUGUACAAAAGUGGAGAAUAGUUGAAAGAUUCGUACUUUUAAUUAUAUAACAAUAAAUUUCCGAAAUAUAUACUGUGAGUAUUAUAUUUUGCAUUUUGUGAGCUUUGAUUUAAUUGUAAAAUUUAACUUGAAACGCUUGAAUGUUUUGAAAUGUUUAUUCAACUAAACUACAUUUUACCGUUUUUAAACUGUUUUCACUUAAUAAAACAUAAUAAGUUCAGUGGCGUAGCCGGCCCGACAACUUGUCCCGCUAUGCAAAUUCAAAAUUAUUAUCAUUAUUCAUUUCUUUUGAAAUUGAUUGUUUUCACAGUCAUGAAUACGAGAAUAUUUGCAUAGCUGGACUAAAUCGUCUGACUGGAUAGGCUGCUGAAUAAUUUUAACACAAAUAAAACAAAUUGUUAGGUAAUUUCAGUUCAGUCUUCAAAUCAAUUUGUUUGCCUUUACAUUUUAAGAUUUUUUCUCAAAUUAAACGGUAAUUUAUGAAGCUUAGAGCUCCAUUGAAAAGGAAAACAGUUCAUGUUUUUAGGCAAAAAGUUAAAGCAACAAAAUUCGUAAACAUUAAAUAUUCAAAGAAUAUUUGCCGUAUUUUUCACGAUUUCCCAUGGUAAAUCAAUUCUUCUCAUUUCUUGAAACAAAAUAGCUUCAAGCUUGUUGUAUUCGAAACGAUUUUCCAAAUAUAUUUCUUUUAAAAUUGAAAUCUUGCUUAUCCCACUCCUACAAGCAAUCAGCCAUACUUUUUAGAUCAGUGAGGAUGACCACCCCCUCAAGAUCGUUGGUCACGCCCGCGAUUAUUGAUGAACUUUAGACUUGGCUAAUGCUUUCGUUUUCCCGGGUAUAAAUAGCCGAAGGGAAUUAGUACGCUCGCACGGCGCUUCGCGCCGUCGGCUCGGGGAUUAGGCACUCUCUUAUUUAAUAAAAAUUUAUCUAGUGAAUUUCCAUAAUACAAUAGAGAAACAUGAUGGUAUAUCCAAAGUCCAAAACAACCGUGAAGCACAUUCCACAAUGAUUGUAUAAAUCUGUAUCUAUCCGCACUACUGUAUACACAAACUGAAAGACAUACACACAUUUGUGUACGCCACAAGUCCACAACACCCUUGACAGCACCAGGGAAUAUUACAUUGGCAAGGUCCCUCGCCUUGGCACAUCGCCACACAAAUGAAUAAACUAAAAGUACAUCUUGACUCCUUGUAUAAAUAUAAAGGCAAUCAGUGGGCUAUUAGAAAGGCAAUUUCAUGAAAUCAUAUUGGUUUCAAUACCUCUAUUUCGAACACUAAACAGCAAAUCUAAGUCGCGUUCUCGAAUCGCGUCCGGUGUGUUUGGACCUUGAACAAGGUGCGCGAAAUAGUUAAAUCGCGCGAAUUUAAAGCAAAGCGAAAAUGAAUACGACGCGAUUAUUGUUUUAAUGGCACCUUCAAGGCCACCCCUAUCGGAGAACAACUGAACAAUCUGCUGACGAGGAGACAAAAUCUAUUUGUUGACAUUUGCCUUGGCACAUCGCCACACAAAUAAAUAAACUAAAAGUACAUCUUGACACCUUGUACAAAUAUAAACACAAUCAGUGGGCUAUUAGAACUGCAAAUUCAUGAAAUUAUAUUGGUUUCAAUACCUCUAUAUCGAACACUAAACAGCAAAUCUAAAUAUACAUGCCCUCAUGUAUAUCACCAGAAAGAAAUAAAGCUAUCCUUACCGGAAAUAUUCAAAAUAUUGUUGAUCGUUUGCAUCGUGAAAAUCCAACAUACUGCAUGUAAAUAACCUCGUAUUAUUAAAACUGUAAUCCUGAAAAGAAUCAUGCGAGAGCAAUCCAAUCCAACAUACUGCAUGAAAAUAACCUCGUAUUAAACUGAAAUCAUGAGAAGAAUCAUGCGAGCGCAAUACAAAAUAAAUCAAAUCGAAUCAAAUCGAAUAAAAACAAAGAGUCGUCGAAUCUAAAGGAGAUCAGUGGGCUAUUAGAACAGUGGCGCCACCAGUUCGAUAAUAUGGGGGCGAAUAUCCAUAUCUUCGUCUUCUGCAUUAUUAACCUCUUUUGAAAUCGAUUGUUUUUAUGGUCUUUGAACACAAAUAUGUGAAUAUUCGACCCCUCCCCCCAAUUAUCGAGCUGGCGGCGCCACUGUAUUAGAACUGCAAAUUCAUGAAAUCAUAUUGGUUUCAAAUAUACCUCUAUAUCGAACACUAAAGAACAAAUCUAACUAUAAAUGCCCUCAUGUGCAUCACCAGAAAGAAACAAAGCUAUCCUUACCUGAAUUAUAGAAAAUAUUGUCGAUCCUUUGCAUCGCGAAAAUAAACAUAGUAAUAUACGGCAUGUAAAUAAGCUCGUAUUAAACUGUAAUCCUGAAAAGAAUCAUGCGAGCGCAAUACAAAUCAAAAUAAAAUAAAAACAAAGAGUCGUCGAAUGCCCGAGCUGACGGCAAUUUCCGAAAAAUCUUGGCAUCCGACCGACUGACAUGGAUUCAGAACUGUUUCCCCAAUAUAACUGGGCCGGUGACCGGGCACGAGAAAGUAAGAACGUUGUGUAACGACAAGAAUAGGGAGCUAAUUAAUAUUCAGCAAUUAUGUCAACAAACGAAACGAUGAGAAGGACAUUGUCUUCUCUAUUUCGUCUAAUCGGUAAAAUUUGUUGUUCGAAAGAGUUAUUUAUGAAACUGGCGCAUAAGAUGCCUUCGAUGUCCGUCAUGUUUGGCUCGAAAUUUUUAGCUGGAGUCAGCCUUCCAUGUUAUAUUUUUUAAAGAUCGGUUAUAUUGUCUAGUGCUUGGCAAUCUUGAAUUAAGCCCGGUUGCAAGGCAAAGUGAGUCAAAAUAAUAAUUUUCUUGCGACAAAAUCGGCCGCCAUGUUGAUUUUUGCGGACUCUCUAUAAAUGUAGCUUAACAGUAUGAUUUAUGAUCGAUAAACUUUCCGAUCGGUAGAAUUAAACAGUAUUACUUAAAAAGCCCUUGUUAUGUGUUGUUGAUUUAGUUGUUCUUAUUUGUUUCUUAAUAAUCUAUGAUGGCUUGUUUUGAAAAAUUAGAUUUGUCGUUUGGAAUGAAACUAGACUGCUAAUGUAAAGCAACGAAAAGAAUUACAAAGUAAUUAAGUUAGUUGACCAGUGAAAUAAAACGAGUCAAAAUGUCCAUUGUAAUACAACACAAAACAAUAAUUACUCCGCCAAAAUUGUAAACAUUUUCAUUCUUUACGUUUCGAUUAUUAAUUAAGUCGUAUUCAGAUGAAUGGAAAAAAGGUGUAAGCGUCUCAUUUCUUUAACUUAGGCGUCGCGAGAGUAUUCCUAUGUGGAUUGGUUUGAAUGAUCUUGGCACUGAAGCUAACUAUAAAUGGACUGAUGAGUCAACUUAUAAUUACUCUAACUGGGCCUCUGGACAACCCGACAACUAUUUUCGAAAAGAAGAUUGCAUCCACCUGGUGGUGGGGACUGGAACGUGGAAUGACAAUAAUUGUCAUGAGAACAAAUAUUCGUAUAUCUGCAAGGCAUAUAACGGUAUGUGCAUAUACGCUCCCCUUUUUAUAUUUAAAAUUUUACAUAUUAUUUGACAAUUGUGUUAAAAUACACAUCUCUUAUGCGAAAAUCAGUCUCAGGGAAAGAGUGAAAUCGACAGUACAGAAAUGAUAUUUGCAAAAAUAAAAACAUGGGUAUGUCCACACUAUUUCCAAACAUGAACGGUGUUUCCCAUGUGUAGGUAAUGCAAGUACAGUGGCGCCGUGGCCGGGG
This is a messenger RNA of Paramuricea clavata, 7020 nucleotides long. The record is from the annotation of a GenBank genome assembly. Lineage: Eukaryota; Metazoa; Cnidaria; Anthozoa; Malacalcyonacea; Plexauridae.